AUGGAAGGCAAGUACGAGAGAGGAGUACGAGGUCAGAUCUUGUUUUCUCCCGACAUCAUCCUCGGGGACCAGGUCGGGAUCCGGAACGAUCUCCGUAACCGUAGGGACCGUACCUCGGUGGUCGAGCAGUUCGCCUUUGGGCUGUGGAAUGAGUUCUUUCUUCCAUCAGGAGCCACGGGCACCUGUGUGUACGUGACGAAGAGCUGGCAUCAGGCGUCGGCGCCUCAUUUCACUGCCUGGCUGGUGUUUCUGUUCGACACCCCGAGAAGGGCCCAGCACUGGGCCACAGCCCAUGUGUAUCUGGACUUCUCAGAGUCCGUAUGCAAGGUGAUUGAUGGGCCGCGGAGGUGCUGGGUCAAGAAGCUAUGGGAAGAAGACUACACCGUGUACGACCAAACUGACCAGCUUUGGCAAGGCGACAAGGGCGAGACCGGCACACAUACCUCCGCCGCCGAUGCCGCGGGUAGGAGAAUACCCUCCCCACUAUCCUUCUCCAUACAGGUACAUAUGUCCCAUGUUGAUUCAAGAGACUUCAAGUCACCUACUUCAACCCUUUCUCGACGAUGUAACUACAACUCGCUUGAUGGUUCCUUCGCAGACCAAGCCAUUGUAUAA
Molecule: messenger RNA, 615 nt
Organism: Alternaria alternata
Lineage: Eukaryota; Fungi; Ascomycota; Dothideomycetes; Pleosporales; Pleosporaceae
Exons: 3
Coding region: 1-615 (204 amino acids)
Source: RefSeq, a predicted model, not a curated record